AUGCAAACCUUUGAUUUUGCCAUAGUGUUGGCUAUGUUGCUACUGUGGGGGCCACUGUGGUCCAAUGGGCAGAAUGACACAGAACCCAUAAUUCUCGAGGGAAAAUGUUUGGUGGUUUGUGACUCCACACCAUCAUCUGAACCUGCGGGGAACGCCUUGGGCAUGUCUGUCCGCUCGGGCAGUGGCCGAGUUGCUUUUUCCGCCAGCCGCCAGACCAACCAUGAACCUACAGACAUGAGCAAUCGCACAAUGAUCAUCUACUUUGAUAAUAUCUUGGUGAAUGUGGGCAGUCAUUUUGAUCAGGAGAGCAGCAUCUUCCUAGCACCAAGAAGAGGCGUUUACAGUUUCAACUUUCAUGUGGUUAAAGCCUACAACAGACAAACAAUUCAAGUCAGCUUGAUGGUGAACGGUUGGCCGAUGAUUUCCGCUUUUGCCGGGGACCAGGACGUAACCAGAGAAGCGGCCACAAAUGCUGGUUUGGUCAUCAUGGAGAAAGGUGACAAGGCCUACCUCCGACUAGAGAGGGGUAACCUAAUGGGAGGCUGGAAAUACUCCACCUUCUCAGGGUUCCUGGUCUUCCCCUUGUGA
This is a messenger RNA of Nerophis lumbriciformis (worm pipefish), 588 nucleotides long. Lineage: Eukaryota; Metazoa; Chordata; Actinopteri; Syngnathiformes; Syngnathidae. The record is from RefSeq and is a predicted model, not a curated record.